Molecule: messenger RNA, 2991 nt
Organism: Dipodomys ordii (Ord's kangaroo rat)
Lineage: Eukaryota; Metazoa; Chordata; Mammalia; Rodentia; Heteromyidae
Gene: Arhgap17
Product: Rho GTPase activating protein 17
Exons: 21
Coding region: 1-2355 (784 amino acids)
Biological process (GO): regulation of Rac protein signal transduction; positive regulation of GTPase activity; signal transduction
Cellular component (GO): cytosol; cytoplasm; intracellular anatomical structure
Molecular function (GO): GTPase activator activity; protein binding
Source: RefSeq, a predicted model, not a curated record
AUGCAGAAUUUCUGCUACCUCUACUACUUAAGGCUUAGGAACCGGAUGAAAGCAUUGAGAAAUGGUGAGAGCUCCAGACCCCAAGGGGGAACAAGGCCAGGUAUGUUUAACGAGUUGGCAAGUGGUGAAGAGGGAUCACAAGACACCAAGGAAAUCAUAGGAGACAGCAGAGCUGAGAAAACAGAAGUCCUCAGUGAAGAUCUAUUACAGAUCGAGCGGCGCCUGGACACAGUGCGGUCAAUGUGCCACCAUUCCCACAAGCGCCUGAUAGCAUGCUUCCAAGGUCAGCAUGGCACCGACACGGAGAGGAGACAUAAAAAGCUCCCUCUCACAGCCCUGGCUCAGAACAUGCAGGAGGCAUCUGCCCAGUUGGAGGAGUCCCUGCUGGGGAAGAUGCUGGAGACGUGUGGAGAUGCGGAGAAUCAGCUGGCCCUUGAGCUCUCCCAGCAUGAAGUUUUUGUUGAAAAAGAGAUCGUGGAUCCUCUGUACGGCAUUGCAGAGGUCGAGAUUCCCAACAUCCAGAAACAGAGAAAGCAGCUCGCAAAACUGGUGCUGGACUGGGACUCGGUGAGAGCCAGGUGGAACCAAGCUCACAAGUCUUCAGGAGCCAACUUUCAGGGGCUUCCAUCAAAAAUAGAUACCCUCAAGGAAGAGAUGGAUGAAGCUGGAAAUAAAGUCGAGCAGUGCAAGGAUCAGCUCGCGGCAGACAUGUACAACUUCAUGGCCAGAGAAGGGGAGUACGGAAAAUUUUUCGUUACGUUAUUAGAAGCACAAGCAGAUUACCAUAGAAAAGCAUUAGCAGUCUUAGAAAAGGCCCUUCCCGAAAUGCGAGCCCAUCAAGAUAAGUGGGCGGAGAAGCCCGCCUUCGGGACCCCUCUGGAAGAGCACCUGAAGCGCAGCGGGCGCGAGAUCGCGCUCCCCAUAGAGGCGUGUGUCAUGCUGCUCCUGGAGACGGGCAUGAAGGAGGAGGGCCUUUUCCGAAUUGGAGCCGGAGCCUCCAAGUUAAAGAAGCUGAAAGCUGCUUUAGACUGUUCUACUUCUCACCUGGAUGAGUUCUAUUCAGACCCCCACGCCGUAGCAGGUGCUUUGAAGUCCUACUUGCGAGAAUUGCCUGAACCCUUGAUGACUUUUCAUCUCUACGAGGAAUGGACACAAGUUGCAAGCAUACAGGAUCCAGACAAAAAACUUCAAGAUUUAUGGAGAACAUGUCAGAAGUUGCCACCACAAAACUUUGUUAACUUUAGGUACCUAAUCAAGUUCCUCGCGAAGCUCGCUCAGACCAGCGACGCUAAUAAGAUGACUCCCAGCAACAUAGCCAUCGUGCUGGGCCCCAACUUACUGUGGGCCAAAAACGAAGGAACGCUGGCUGAGAUGGCAGCGGCCACCUCCGUCCACGUGGUCGCCGUGAUUGAGCCCAUCAUCCAGCAUGCUGACUGGUUCUUCCCUGGAGAAAUAGAAUUUAACGUAUCGGAAGCCUUUGUACCCCUCGCCACCCCGAAUUCUAAUCAUUCAUCCCACACUGGAAAUGAUUUUGACUCUGGGACCCAGGAGAGAAAGCGGCCAGCCAGCAUGGCAGUGAUGGAGGGGGACCUGGUGAAGAAGGAGAGCUUUGGUGUGAAGCUUAUGGACUUCCAGGCUCACCGGCGCAGUGGCACUCUAAAUAGAAAGCACAUUUCCCCCGCUUUCCAGCCGCCACUCCCGCCCACAGACGGCAGCGCCGGGGCUCCCGCGGGCCAAGAGCCCUCUACCCAGAGCUCUAGGGCUGAUGGCAGCUCAGGGUGUGGGACGGUCCCCUCCACUGCGGGCACACUGGAGCAGGGCCCCAGCCCGGGCAACGGCAGUCCUCCAAAACCCAAGGACUCUGUAUCUGCAGCUGUCCCCGCACCUGGCAGAAACAGUAGUCAGAUCACCACCGGCCAAAACCAGAGCCAGGCGAGUGGCGGCUCCCAUCAGCUGGCAGUGGGCCCACCGCACAGCGCUGCUGGCCCCAGCCCUCACACGCUGCGCCGGGCCGUGAAAAAGCCCGCCCCAGCGCCCAGACAAGUUGGCAGAUCUUUCCCCAGGGCUGCGUGGACCCACAGAAAGGAGCGGUGGGGUGCAGGAGCAGGGCACACUGUGUGUCUGUCAUGGCGUGUGGGUGAGGACUCGCCGAGCCCCAAGCCUUGCCCCCUGCUGACACCGUGUCUCCCGUGUUUGUGUGUGUGUGUGUGUUUGUUUCCCACAGACACCAAUUCUAGGGUCUCCGAACCUCUUCGCCACGUCUUUCCGGAGCUGCCCUCAGAGUCAGCGAGCAGGGAGGUGCCUGGCCACAUCCUGCUGGCCAUAGACAACGACACAGAAAGCACAGCCCUGUGAGGGGCCGACACCCCCCCCCGGCCUCCGCCCUCCACCCCAGGGGAGCCGCUUGCCUUCGAGACCAAACAGCGAAAAGCUUUGCAGUGCAGGAAGAGGGCCCCAGCCACGCAGGAACUGGGCCUUCGCGGGGCCCCAGGAGAGCACCGAGGCCAACACUUGAAGCUGGAUGACCUGUGCUAGCGUCUUGAAGAAGUUGGCUUUCUUUCCCCCAGGACAGAAAUCAUGCCAAAAAAAAAAAAAAAACCCAAAAACAACAAAAAAAGACAUACAAAAAAAAAUAUCCAAACCACAAAUACCUAAAGCGGAGAGCAUUCGUUACCGCUCGGAAGUGCAUAGGAAGCUUUUGUCUGCGCUAUUUAAUAAAACAUGGAUUCUUCAGGCCACCUGCUUCCCCGCUACUCGGACUUCCAUGCUCAUUGUAUCUGGAGGAGCCUCCUCUCUCCUUCGGAUUUGCUGCCCAAUCAUCUUUUGUAUUAAGUAUGGUCUAUGUCCCCUCCUCCCAGCCCCCCCAUCUUCCCCCACCCCCAGCAGCCAUGAGUGCUGAGGGUGACAGCUGGAUCUGCCACCCUGCUGCGCUCCAGAGGACUCGGGCCUUGGAGAGUGCCAGAAUGUAGACAGAAAUGUACUGUGCUUUUU